Alternaria arbusti is the source of this 400-nucleotide messenger RNA. RefSeq lists its product as uncharacterized. The annotation marks the transcript as partial. The transcript has 2 exons. NCBI's taxonomy places the organism in Eukaryota, Fungi, Ascomycota, Dothideomycetes, Pleosporales, Pleosporaceae. The record is from RefSeq and is a predicted model, not a curated record.
AUGAGCGCUCCGAUACUCCCCGUUUAUCCGCAAUGGGUUGCGCAGACCCUCACACCCUACCUGCGCUACGCCUUCAAGCACUUGUUGCGUGACGAUCUCGACAUAGAGCCGUACGUCCAGCGAGCGUUCGAGACCUCUAGCUUCCAGCCCAAAUCCUCUAUCGAUGGCGACGAUCUCUUUUUUGAGCGCGUGUUCUUCGCGAUCGAACGUAGACACCAAGGCCUCCCAGCCGAGCUUAAUGGACUCACGGAUAACCUGCAGCCUCUGGCGAGGUUUCUCAUCCGGCGGGCGCAGCUAAAGGGACCCUACGAGCUGCUGCAUCGCAAUGCGCAGCCUAGUGAAUCAUGGAAGAAGUACGAGAGUGUACGGCUCACGCAGAUUGCGGCCGAAAACGCGAGAG